This is a messenger RNA of Toxotes jaculatrix (banded archerfish), 927 nucleotides long. RefSeq lists its product as uncharacterized. The transcript has a single exon. Gene Ontology annotation, molecular function: neuropeptide binding; G protein-coupled receptor activity. Gene Ontology annotation, cellular component: membrane; neuron projection. Gene Ontology annotation, biological process: neuropeptide signaling pathway. The record is from RefSeq and is a predicted model, not a curated record. NCBI's taxonomy places the organism in Eukaryota, Metazoa, Chordata, Actinopteri, Toxotidae. Bases 1 to 927 code for a protein of 308 amino acids.
AUGGAUGGCUUUUCUGUCAGCCUCUUGGCCUUAAGAAUCUCCAUUUCUUGCGUGGGACUUGUGGGUAAUUCAUUUCUCAUCCUGUCCAUUAUUCUGAACAAGCUCUCCCGAGUGAAGUCUUUUGAGAUGUUUAUCCUGGGACUGGCUACAGCCAACAUGGGGGAAAUUAUCAUCGUGAACUUGUAUGAUAUUAUCAUCCUUGAGACUUCCUCCACCACAACAGGCACUUGGCAGUGUCGCUCGCUCAAGUUCCUGACUGUGUUUGGUGAAAUUACCAGCAUCCUUUUCACCGUCCUCAUCAGCCUCUUCCGCUACCAGAAGCUGAAAGACGCCGAUAAGAGGGUCAACCUCCCAAUCUGCCUGGACAGCAUCAGGUCAGCCUGGAUGGUGAGUGGGGUUUGUGUGAUGCUCUCCUCGCUACUAAGUCUCCCCAUUUUUGUCAUGAAUCUGCAAGGCCCUGUGGAAAAUGUCACAAGAAACAGAAAAGGCUGCCCUCCAGACUUCUUUCAGUGUAGUAAUAAUUACUGUCCCAUUAUCAACCGCUUCUACAAAUACCUGUUCAUCCUGGCGUGCAACCUGCUGCCUCUGAUCAUCGUCACAGCCACCAGCUGCCUCAUCAUCAUGGUGCUGCUGAGCCAGAGGAAGACGGUGACACCAGUGGUGAGCGUGAGUGGGACGAGUCCGUCCAGCAGGAAGAGUAAACGACCAAAGCUUCAGCGAAGCACCAUAGCUAUACUGGCCGCCAUGGGGUUGUUCCAGGUAGACUGGACCCUCUACGUGAUCUUCCAGCUGACUUUCAACGCCUCUGACUUUCCUUUUUGGGCUGAAAUGGAGUUCUUUAUCGCAACUUCCUAUACAUCCAUCAGUCCAUAUGUGUACGGGAUAGGAAAUAAUCUGUUCUCUCUCAAGAACCUUAUAAAGAGGUAA